This is a messenger RNA of Aureobasidium subglaciale EXF-2481, 891 nucleotides long. RefSeq lists its product as uncharacterized. Gene Ontology annotation, cellular component: transcription factor TFIIH holo complex. Bases 1 to 891 code for a protein of 296 amino acids. Lineage: Eukaryota; Fungi; Ascomycota; Dothideomycetes; Dothideales; Saccotheciaceae. The record is from RefSeq and is a predicted model, not a curated record. The transcript has a single exon.
AUGUCGCAAUUGGCAGGAGGCUUCGUGCCCUUGUCACCACCGCCUUCCUCGGUCGCGUCCUCGGACACGCCAAACUCGCUACCGCAACCUCGACGAACUCCCCUCAAACCUGGCGGUACGAAAGAGUCGCGCUUGAUCCGCCAUGUCGACCAACAAUUACUGCACAUUCAACGACGCUUCGCAAAGCGAGAUCCUGCACUCGGACAUGAGGGCGUGCGAGAAAUGGACGAGGAGGGCAGGAUGAUUGAACAACUCGACGAUCCAGCCACAGAAAAGAGAUUGCAACGGUCAGAAGAGUGGAAUGAUGUACAAGGCUACUCUGGCUUUGCUGAAGCUGCGAGAGAUGUGGAAGAGCUCAUUGGGGUCAUUUGGGUCAGUGGUACUCCAGCACUGCAGGUCCCGUACUUGAUCAACAUGGCUCUUCUGGUCAAUACUAUGAUUCCUGCUUUUCCACUCGCGCCAAAGUCUCUGUUCCGUCUGCUGGGCAAGCUAGAUCAUGCCUUCGCUUCGUUGCUUGUAGGCAGAGAUGUUGCAUCCGACGAGCCGUUGCCUGGUUUCAACACAGGUCGCGGUGUCAGUGGCACGGAAAAGGUUCGCAUAAAGAGCUUGGUCGAGAGGACACGGAUAUGCGUAGUGGAGGUUGUCAACAGAGGAGAGUUUGACGAGGACGAUGACGAUCCUCGGCCGGAUUCACCGGACGACACAGACAUGGAGGGUGACCUGAUCUUGGACGACGAUGGACCAGAGGACAUCAACGUCGACGGCAUGGAUGACGAUGACGACUGGAAUAUGCAAGUUGCUCGGGUAUACGACAAAACCUUGGUCGAAAUGGGCGACACCAUGGAUGGUUUGCCAAUUGGUAUUAGGACUGAAGCUAGGAUGGGCACUUGA